AUGAUUGUUCAAGGAAUUGCUCCCUCACUGUAUGGCUCCAUCUCAGACUUGCGUGGUCGUCGUAUUGCAUUCGUUAUCGCCCUAGUAGUCUACCUCGCCGCAAAUGUGUCGCUAGCUUUCACAUCCAACCUGGCCAUGCUUGUAGUCUUACGAGGACUGCAGGCCGCUGGAUCGGCUGCGACAAUUAGCAUCAGCACUGGUGUGAUUGCCGAUAUAGCAGAACCCGAUGAGAGAGCAGGUUUCAUGGGAACCAAUGCCGGAAUAAGAGACUUUUGA
This is a messenger RNA of Fusarium musae, 276 nucleotides long. RefSeq lists its product as uncharacterized. The record is from RefSeq and is a predicted model, not a curated record. Gene Ontology annotation, molecular function: transmembrane transporter activity. NCBI's taxonomy places the organism in Eukaryota, Fungi, Ascomycota, Sordariomycetes, Hypocreales, Nectriaceae. Bases 1 to 276 code for a protein of 91 amino acids. Gene Ontology annotation, biological process: transmembrane transport. The transcript is spliced from 2 exons.